This is a messenger RNA of Penicillium vulpinum, 798 nucleotides long. RefSeq names its product putative alanine--tRNA ligase. Gene Ontology annotation, biological process: alanyl-tRNA aminoacylation; regulation of translational fidelity. The transcript has a single exon. The coding region runs from base 1 to 798 and encodes 265 amino acids. Lineage: Eukaryota; Fungi; Ascomycota; Eurotiomycetes; Eurotiales; Aspergillaceae. The record is from RefSeq and is a predicted model, not a curated record. Gene Ontology annotation, molecular function: Ser-tRNA(Ala) deacylase activity; ATP binding; alanine-tRNA ligase activity.
AUGGCCUCAACUCGCACAAUUCUAGUCUUCCAGCAUGAUGCCAAUCUCAAUAUUAUUGAAACCACGGUUACUGAUGUUUUCCCUUUCAAUGCCCUCGAGGAAUCCAAUCGUCUACUCUUCAAAGAUGCCACCACGGAACAUCAUGUCAUUGUCACCGAGGAAACUAUUUUUCACCCCCAAGGUGGCGGCCAACCCUCUGAUACAGGCGUCUUGAAGAGCCCAUCUAGCACUUUUACAGUCACAGCCGUUCGUAUGAAUCCUAGGGGACAGGUGCUUCACCUCGGUCUCUUUGAGGGCUCAUCCGCUUUAAAAAAAGGCGAGACCGUUGAGCAGGCAAUCGAUGUGGAAAAGCGUCUACUAUAUUCCCGUUUGCAUACUGCGGGCCACGUAUUGGGCUCAGCAGUCCGGCAUCUCUUGGAGAAAGAGAUUAGGAAUUUCGAUGAACUGAAAGCUUCGCAUUUCCCUGAUUCGGCCGCGUGUGAGUUCCAAGGCUCAAUUGAAGGAAAAUGGAAGGAAUCUAUUCAGAACAAGUUGGAUGGAUAUGUCGCUGCCAAGAUGCCUGUUCAAAUUGAAUGGUGGGAUGAGGAGGAUUUCCGCUCACGUGGACUGGAGCGAUUGAUUCCUGAUCGCAGUCUGGUGCCUGAAGGGGAAAAGUCCCGUGUUGUCAAUAUCGUCGGCGCCGAAGUGUACCCUUGCGGAGGCACGCAUGUCGACACGACAGAUUUGUGUGGACCUGUGACGGUGAAGAAGAUUUCAAGAAAACAAGGAAACUCGCGAGUAAGCUAUGUGGUAAAAUGA